CCGCGACCUCGAUUUCCACGUCUGCCAUCCUCUCUUCUACCGUUCGGGUCUUUCAAAAGUGAUUACCGCGUGACAAGAAAGCGACUAUCCUCUGUUUUGCUUUUUUUUAUGCGAAGCCUUGCAUCCCCACCACGAGGCAACGUCUGCAGCCUCGUUUUAGAAAAAACCCGUCGUAGGCAGUAAAAUUCCCAUCAUAUCACACAUCGAACUACUAUGUUAUCCCCACCAUCAGGAGUCGCUGACACUAACACAUAGCCGUGCGUCCGUGUGUACAAACGCUACAGGUUGCAGCUGCUCGAUAAAAAUUCUUUCACUGCCUCCUUCGUAAAACUUCUUUCACGAAAAGGGCUCUUUGUCUGGUUAAGGUAAACGACGCAACAGAUUUUUCCUGGUUCACGUUCGCUCGAAUGCUUUGAAUUUGGACGGUAUUAAAGGGAAUAAUUUUUCCUUGCUUUUUUCGGCAGGCAUAUGAAAAUAUUUAAAUGGUGAAUGAGAUCAUCGUUGUGGAGAAGGCAGAGUCUGUUUCUACUGAUAGUCCAUUGGGAGAUCAUCAUCGUUUAUUUUAAAGCGUCCUUCGAUCCCCGGUCGGAUUUUCAAAGAAAUAAAGCGUGACACGAAAGUUUUUAGAAUUUCUCUGCGAAUGGUCCUCGCUCCUUGAAAAGUGCGUGCAGAUGACGCUACGAUGUACGACCAUUGUGAGUAAUCAGGGCCAAUAGGAGAACGUGUUACAUCGAAUUCAAUAGUUCCCAACCUCUAACGUGAUCCACGAUUGGCCUCUCGUAAUUUUCCAAGUAACAUCGGGCCACCCGCCAUAACGAACGUAGCGUGGUACGAGCGAUUGUUUGAAUGAACGUGUUUCAAACGUAAUUGCUAAAUAUUUCUAAUUAAUACGAAUUUCAGCUUAGCACAGAAAGUGCACACGGGACAGUUGGAUGCACAGGAACUUAAUGUGGACAGUUUGAAGCUAUGGAGAUCGCGCAGAAGCUGCAUUUUGAGGCAUGCGACAUUCAGGACGAGGAGUUGAACAUCAGCUGUCGCACGAACAGCUCUGGUUGUGAUGUUGAUGAUAUUUUAGAUUCUUCGGCCGAGGAUCUUGGAUGUUCACCUCCGCUACAACCAAGGAAAUUGUCGUUUAGUAAUACCAUGGACUGUAGUGACAGUGAAAGUAAUCAAACCGUGCUAAUCAAUAACAACAAAACUCCAGUCAGCAACAUCACAGGUACAUCUAGAAUUAGGAUUCCCCCUCGUGAGAAUGUAAACUCACAAAAAAUGUCAAUGGCAUGUAGUCCACCUUACAAGCGUGUUCGAGCCUUGCGUUUAUUCGACUCCCCUGCAACUCCCAAAACCUUAAUGGAGAAAAGCGCAAUGCAUACUCCAUUUCCUUCUAAAUGUACUAGACUAUUCUCGUUAGACAAACCAAGACCCUGUAAUUACCAAAACAAAACUGACAAACCUGCAGCGAAUGUAAAUCCUUUUACACCGAACGGAAUGCUGUUAACUGCAAGAAAGCGGACUAGAUCCAAGCGUAGUCUUAAUGGCUCACCUGAUAUACAAAUUCCAAAAUUUGAUCUCGCCGAUUCUGACGACUCGGAUAACGAGGUAGAACAAGCAACGAAACGUGUAGCGUUACAGGACUCUAAUAUUCCCAGAUACCAUCAAGAGUUCCAUGAACUUGGAUUGAUCGGUACAGGGGAAUUUGGUUCGGUUUACAAGUGUAUAAACCGACUGGAUGGAUGCACUUAUGCCAUUAAAAAAAGUAUUAAACCUGUCGCUGGAAGUAUUAACGAGAAAAACGCUCUGAACGAAGUUUAUGCGCACGCUGUGCUCGGCAAACAUCAACAUGUAGUUCGAUACUACUCAGCCUGGGCGGAGGAUAAUCAUAUGAUUAUUCAGAACGAAUAUUGCAAUGGCGGUAGUCUAGCGGAUGCCAUUGCUAACUUACUAAAGGAGAACAAACAUUUCACCGAGGCAGAAAUGCGACAACUUUUACUACAUGUUGCUGAAGGCUUGAGAUAUAUUCAUAGUAUGCAGUUAGUUCAUAUGGACAUCAAACCUGGGAACAUUUUCAUCUCGAAAGAGAAAAGGCUACUCGCGGUUAAUUACGACUCUGCGGACGACGGAUUCGACGAAGAAGAGACCGUUGAAGAAGAAAUUACGUAUAAGAUAGGAGAUUUAGGUCACGUUACGUCUGUUAACAAUCCCCAGGUCGAAGAAGGAGAUUGUAGAUAUUUACCAACCGAAAUUUUACGAGAAGACUUCAGUCACUUGCCGAAAGCUGACAUUUUUGCACUGGGUUUAACUGUUUAUGAAGCAGGUGGUGGAGGUCCAUUGCCAAAAAAUGGACCAGAGUGGCACGAUAUCAGGAAUGGAAACUUGAAAGAAUUGCCACAGUAUAGUCGUGACCUUAAUGAAUUGCUUAAACUAAUGAUUCAUACGAACCCGGAAAUGAGACCUUCGGCAGUGUGCCUCAUUCAACAUAGAGUACUAUGUCCAUUCGGAAAUAAAACAAAGGCUCAACUUCGGCGAGAACUUAACGCAGAGAAGCUGAAAAAUGAAAUUUUGUCGAAACAGCUUCAAGAAGCAGCGAAGUGCUUGAAAACUAUAGCACCAAAUGUAGCAGCCAUUAAUGGUUCACUAAACGCUGGCGGAGGCUAUAAGUUGAGACCAACGCCAACCAGAACAUCAACUCGGGUUGUGGGUAAAAAGGUUAAUCGAAGUAAUAGCACUACGAAUUUUUGAACGUAUUGUGUUACAUUUUCCGGACUAAACGAGGGACAAGGAGGAGUAAAGGUGCUUAAGGAAUACAUGAUUCUUUUAAGUGCCUUGUCAUUGUGAUAUGAAUUAACAUUAGUAUAUAAGUAAAAAUAUUGAACGAUAUUUGAUGAUACGGGAACGCAAAAAUGAUAUGCAGAGUGAAAUUGCAUGAGUCAUGGGUAAACUUUCUUGCCACGAUGAAGGUACUGUAUUGCUAAAACAACCGUGAGCCUUGAACAGGUAACUUUACAAUUAAUUACAUCUCAUAUUGCAUUUGCUAUUUAAAAUUCAUAGAUGGAUAAUACAGUAAUUUGAUACUGUUACUCUGUGUAUAUUAUGUUUGAUGUUUUUUAUGCGAGAUAGGAAGUAGAUACUAAAAAGUGUAAAAAGUCUACUUCUUUAUCAAUGCAAGAAUACUUUUACCUGCAUAGAUACCUAUGUGCCUUAAAUGUUCUUGUUAUAAACUUCUUUUUUACUUUCUUCAUACGAUUUCAUUAUAUACAUGUACAUUUUGCAAUGUUUCCUCUUUGUUGUUCUAUCAACAGUAUUAUGAGAAGAGGCGUAUUAAAAAGAAGUAUGAAAGUAAAUACUUUUAACGUCGGUUAUUAGUUAAUAAUUUGACACAUCAUCGUGUGAUACUUGUUUCUUUCGAUUCUUAUUUGAGAAUCGCUGUAGCGAAUAAUCGGAAAUACUAACCAGUAGACUGCAACAAAUUAUUUGUUACAAAUACAUCGUAUUUUUAUAUAUAUAGAUAUUUACAUAUAAUAAUAACUCAGUGUUGUAUAUCGUCUAGUAGUUAAUUGCUGGUACGUCUGUAUUAUCCAUCGUUUGUUAUCAGGUUCUUGUCGAAACGUUUAGUUCAUUAACUUCUUUUUCUUCGUUCGUAUUAAAAUCUAUCAUGACCAGAUGAAAGACUGCCAUUUUAAACGUGUGAGUUAGAUUUUAUACUGUUUUGCAACAUGAAUUUCAUAAUAGAUUUUAAAGUCGUAUAGCUUUGAAUACAAUAACGGAAAGUAUUGAUAUUAUACACUACCUGCAUGUACAAUAUAAAUUCUUAGUAAUGUAAAAAAAUACUCGCAUUUUAGUACUGAGAUUGAUAGCUAACAUUAUUAGAUCUUCAUCCGAGCAUACUUCCUAGCCCUAAAAGUUAAAAUUUCACUCUGUGUAUACUUUCUACAAAAAAAAAACUAACUACUCUUACAGAUCCCAACUGAUUAAAGAGUGACCCAUUGAACGUAAAAUGUUUUAAGUUUAAAUUAUUUUUAUACUAUUUUUUUAUAGUCCUAUAUUAUCUUUGGCAUGCUCUAGAAUUCGUAUUAUACAAUUUUCUUUCGUGUUUUUAUUAUAUAUAAUGAAUAAAUACUGAUGUAUAGUAAUCCGCGUUCCUAGGAUAGAUGGUACUACUACGAUUAGGUGUCCCUUGUUUUACUUACUAAUAUCAAAUUUUCAAAGAAGUGCAUUAGAUUUCAGUUAUCAAAUAUGUAUUCAAUCUCAAAAGUAUUGCAUAUUGGACGAACAAUUCAUAACGUUUUUUUACUUAGUUUUCUUUUUGUAACAGAAUUUGUUUCUCAAUCAGGAAUGUCUAAAUAGUUUAUCGGCACAUUGUGAAGGUUUGUAUCAAAUGAACGCAUUUCGUGAAUAUUCUUGUUCCUCGGUGAAGCUUCGGUUAGACGCUUUACAUGUAAAAUUAUUCACUUUAUAGCUAAUAAAAAGGAAUCAAAGUUCUUGUACCUUAAUUUAACAUUCUCUAGUGUCACUGAGCAUGCUAAUAUGUGAUCUUUUAUAUAUUUGCAUUACUAAAACAUUUCGAUAUUUAUAUUAUAAAAGAAAAAAGAAAAAAAAAGAAAAAAUAUAUAGCAUGUGUAAUGCGAUGCAUUACAGUUUAGAGAGUGAACAAUCGAACAGAAAAUCUGGGUAAUAUUUUUUUUCUUAAUAUCAUUAGUAUUUUGUUGUAGUUUGUGCGUUACAAACUACGUCUUUAUUUUU
This is a messenger RNA of Nomia melanderi (Alkali bee), 4740 nucleotides long. The record is from RefSeq and is a predicted model, not a curated record. NCBI's taxonomy places the organism in Eukaryota, Metazoa, Arthropoda, Insecta, Hymenoptera, Halictidae.